Rangifer tarandus platyrhynchus (Svalbard reindeer) is the source of this 708-nucleotide messenger RNA. The record is from the annotation of a GenBank genome assembly. Lineage: Eukaryota; Metazoa; Chordata; Mammalia; Artiodactyla; Cervidae.
AUGACAAUCAACUCUGACAGCAGCUCCGUGCUGAGUGGGGAGGAAUGUGAGAAGGGCCUCCCGCUCCUUCUCCCCACUGAACUCUUGCUUCGACAUGUUAUCUGGACCUCACAGGUCAGCCCCAGAGCAGCUGGCUCCGUGCCUUCCUUCCCUGGAAGCCGCAUGACCUCCCCAGCGCCGGUGCCUACCAUGGCCUUCCCACGCAGUUGCCCGAUGCCAGCUCAUCGGAGCACAGCGGAUUUCAGGACGCGGGGGGUGUGGGCCCGCGGGGGAGCGCGCGGCCAGAGCCGCGCUGCAGAGCUGCCACCAGCCCGCUUUGUACUUGCGGCCAAGCGCGGCCCCAGAGUUUCGGCGGCGGCCAGGGGAGUUGAGGCCACGCCCCCUUUGCAGGGAGAGCCGCGGCCGCCGAUUGGCCCGCCGCCGACCAAUCGGCGCGUUGAGGUGGCCCGGGCUGUCAGCGCGCGCCGCAGCCGCGCGGGUCGCAGCCUGUCCUCCCCUGCGCGGAGCCCCGCAGCCAGCGCAGCCUUCCCGGGAAGCGCGGCUGCCGCUCUCGAGCGCUGCCUUGCCCUGCCCUGCCCAGCCCAGCCCGCCAGCCGCGCGUCCGGGUGCCCGCGCCCCGCGGCCACAGCCUUGCUGCGCUAUAGCGCACGGAGCAUGUGCAGACCCUCAGGCGCCGAAGUGCUCUCUGCCCCGGGGGGCUUCUGGUAG